Messenger RNA from Aspergillus bombycis, 3180 nucleotides. RefSeq lists its product as uncharacterized. Lineage: Eukaryota; Fungi; Ascomycota; Eurotiomycetes; Eurotiales; Aspergillaceae. The record is from RefSeq and is a predicted model, not a curated record. Bases 1 to 3180 code for a protein of 1059 amino acids. The transcript has a single exon.
AUGACGUCAAAUUGGGCUCUACGAUUGGACGUUCUGGAGCUCAGGGUUUUCUGGUUGCAUUUCGUGACCUCCGAACCUAAUUGGCAGGGGUCCAGGGGCUGCCCACGGCUCCGUUCCCGCCUUCUCACACUUCCGACCUACAUUCCUCGUGUCCUUUCUCCGACUUGCACGAUCCAGAACCCGCAUGUCGUGCAGAAAAUGCCCGAUCCCAAGUCCUCGGAUGCUGCCGACAACAGUAGCGGCAGCCAACAGGGUCGUCGAUUGAAGCUCCCGGCCUGGUUGGACCACUUCAAUGUGCGCGACUUGAAGGUACUCUUUCGCUGCUGGGCCGCGGCCUGGGUGGCCUCGCUGCUGAUAUUCAUCGGGCCAGCCUUACACCAGAUCGGCAUCGCGACCUUCUUCGGGGCGUUGGUGCUAUACAUCGUGCCCCCAGCAGGAAUCCUGUUCGUCUACUUGCUGGCAGCGCUGUCGCUCCUCUUUGGCAUGUGUCUCGCGUGGGCCUGGGGCCUCCUCACUAUGAAAGCCGCCUUAGCGGCACGACCAGACGCACAAACGAAGGCGAUGGUACAGGCAUUGCAACAGCAAGCGGUCGCGAUCGGCAAUCAAACUGGCACGAAUCCAGCCGCAGAGGCGAAAAUCCUCGUGUACGAUGGCUUCAUGCUCGAUGCCCGCGUCACUGUUGUCUUCUACGUCAUGAUCUGUGCUUUCGUCUAUUUUAUGUCUCGUGUUCGUGUCGCCAAUCCGAAAUUUGCCUUGGCGCAGAUCUUCGGCAUCAUCAUCGCAGACCUCUUUCUACUCUUCGGGCCCAGUUUACCAUCCUUCACCGCUUCCUUGCCGGAGGUUCUCAUUAAACCAGGCGCCAUCGGCAUUGGCCUGGGCUUUGCCUGUUGUUUGGUCUUCUUUCCGCAGUCGACAUCGUUUGUGACCCUCACGCAAAUGGAGCAACUCGUCCGUCUGGGAGAAACCCCGCUGAAGUACACCCGGCAAAAGUUUGCAGGUCAAUCCCUCGAUCUGCAGCAGCUGACGGCGACCAAAGCGAAAAUCAUCGGAGCAUUCAAAGCCAUGCAACCGUCAUUGGCCUUUCUGCCCCUGGACUUCUCCCGUGGCCGCUGGAGCUCAGAUGACAUAAAAACGCUACAAGAGCCCCUGCGACAGGCCAUUCUGUCCGCCGUGUCAUUGAUGGACUACCACAUUACCCUCCUAAGAGCUGAUCGAAAGCUCCAAGAAAUCAAGCCACUCUCUCAACAGGGAUCUGACAAAAGCGACGUGCAGGAAAAACGAGCCCACGAGGUCGGACAGUAUCAGCUACAGGAGAGCGCAGAUGUACUACAAGCAUUGAACAGUCCCGAGCACGGGGCUUCUCGCGCCCGCACACUCGACGCAUUGAAAAGAUCAACCACUGAACUGCUUGAAUUGUGCUCGGAAACGAGCGAACUCAUUGUGCAGUGUCUUCACGCGGUCAAUUCUAGCCGAUGGUUUCGUCGAGCCGCAUCGCGAAACCACCUGGAUGAGCUUGUGACGAGAGCGGGUAGCGUAUUGCAGACGUUACAGUCAACCCGAUCAUCAUGUGCAACGGAGACCACUGAAGCGCUUCUUGAUAGUCAUGCUGAUUUAUUUGAUGAAAAUGGUCAGCUGAAAUCGGCCGAAAGUUUAGGACCCCAUGCCCUCCGCGGGAUAAUACUUGGAAUGGUAAUGGAGGAACGCAUCCUCGGCACCGCAGAGACUUUAGAACGGCUCCUGGCCCAGGUCCACCGCUUAAUGCAAGCGCGCACUAAGGAACGCAUCUGGAUUCCCUCGGGCCUGCGCUACGCUUUCCGCUGGCUGGUCAACCCACGCCAAAAGGCGCCCGCAGAAGAUCUCGCCGCGGCCCCUGCGACCGACCCUGACGAUGCUGAAGAGCAAGCCAAAGAGGCGCAUCGACGGCUAAAGGUCAGCCGCGGCUACGGAAGGCCUAUCCCACGAGGCCUGUUGGCGAGAGCGCUUACCGGCUUUUAUCACUGGUUCACGAAUCCCGGCGGAAUGUAUGCACUGCGCAUGGUCGUCGUCACGAUCGCGACGGCAAUACCUGCUUCGAUUCCGCAUAGCGCUGGGUUCUACUACCGGGAGAAAGGUAUCUGGGCUCUGAUCACCGCCCAGACCACCUUGCUUGUGUACAUGGGCGAUUUCACCGUAUCGCUCGUUGGUCGCACGAUUGGCACGGUCGUCGGGGGUGUGAUGGGCAUGGUCGCCUGGUACAUUGGGGCUGGCAAUGGGCCCGGGAAUGCCUAUGGCCUGUCUGCAAUUACGGCGGCGAUGACCGCCAUAUUGAUGUGGUGGCGUUUGUUCCUGCCUCCAAUCUUCACCAUGGCGGCCAUCAUGGGUGGCGCCACAUUCAUCUUGGUCGUCGGCUUCAGUUACGACGACACGCACACAUGGCAGUAUGGUUUACCGGGACACGGCUACGAAGCAUUUUGGAAGCGACUCGUCACGGUGCUGCUAGGCUUCGCUGCCGCAUUCAUCGUCCAGAUAUUUCCCCGUCCGCCCUCUGCAACACGACAUAUUUGCAAGACAUUAUCCAACACCAUCCGCACGCUCUCUGAUCACUAUGCUCUCUUACUAUCUCACUGGGGUCGGCCAGAAGCCAAUAGCCCCAUAGGCGCUGUAGCCGAGAAGAUCGCCGUCGACGUCGCAGAAACCCUCCUCUCCAUCCAAGGCUCCAUCGGCCUCCUAAAAUUUGAAAUGACACUCGGUCCGUUCCACCGAGAAGCAUUGGCAAACAUGCACGUCCUCUGCCAGGACAUGAACCAAGCCCUCGGUCGAUUACUCAUUCUAUCCACCAGUCUCCCACAGCACUUCCAGGAACGAUUUGCCCAGAACGUGGGCCUGCUCAACGACCAUCACAUUGGCGAUAUCAUGGCAGUAUUGAGUGUCAUCGAACAGGCACUGAAAUCCGGCCUUCCUCUGCCGGAACGCUUGCCAACGCCGUUGGUGAAGCGGUGUUUCGAACAGUGGUAUGCGCAGCACCGUGCUGCAGAGUUGAGCACGACCCUGGUGCGCGAUGAGAAUUACCGGCGGUACUGUGUGGCCAUCAGUUCGUAUUUAAAGUUUUUAUCGGCUGUUGAUGACAUGGUGUUGGUAUUGAAGGGUACUUUGGGAGAGUCCCACUUGAUUGAGCGGUGGCAGGGUGAGGCGCUGGUUUGA